Molecule: messenger RNA, 960 nt
Organism: Aspergillus candidus
Lineage: Eukaryota; Fungi; Ascomycota; Eurotiomycetes; Eurotiales; Aspergillaceae
Product: fatty acid desaturase
Exons: 2
Coding region: 1-960 (319 amino acids)
Biological process (GO): lipid metabolic process
Molecular function (GO): oxidoreductase activity
Source: RefSeq, a predicted model, not a curated record
AUGGCCUGGGUACUGUAUGGAUUCUUUCAAGGCUGUGUUGGCACAGGUUUGUGGAUCAUCGCACAUGAAUGUGGCCACGGUUCCUUUUCUCUAUUUCCCUGGCUCAAUGACUUGGUCGGCUGGACCACCCAUUCUAUUCUCCUUGUGCCGUACUUUUCUUGGAAAAUUACACAUGCACGGCAUCAUCGGUACGCCGGACAUAUGGGCAGGGAUACCGCGUUUGUCCCAUUUACCGAGAAUGAAUACGCUAAAAAACGUGGCAUGUCGAUUCAAGAUGUCAGAAAUAUCGCGGAGGACACGCCGCUGGUAACUCUUGUCAAUCUUGCUCUCCACCAAAUGCUGGGAUGGCCAAUGUAUCUCCUGGCGGCUGUUAGCGCAGGGAACGACAGCAUACGCCACGAUGGGGAACAUAGACAUCGGACUAAGAGCCAUUUUGAUCCGAUGAGUGGGCUAUUCUCGAUGAAAGAGAGGGUGUACGUCCUCUUAUCUGAUCUCGGGGUGCUUGCAGCGGGGUGGGCACUAUUCCAUAUCAGUUCAACCAUUGGGAGGGGAGAUAUUCUAUUGCUCUAUUUCAUGCCAUAUCUUUGGGUAAACCACUGGAUUGUGGCCAUUACAUACUUGCAUCAUACACACCCGUCAGUUCCGCACUAUGCGGACCAGAGUUGGACAUUUUCCAAAGGCGCGCUCUGCACGGUAGACCGCAGUUACGGGUUUAUUGGCCGGCAUUUCUUUCACGACAUUAUUGAUUACCAUGUCGUCCACCACCUUUUCCCCAGAAUUCCGUUUUAUAAAGCGGAAGAAGCGACUAUGGCCAUACGACCGCUGCUUGGCCAUAGAUAUCGGGAGGAGAAAAGAGAAAGCUUUCUACUCUCGCUGUUCAAGACAUUUCAGAAGUGCACCUUUGUAGCUUUCUCUCCUGAAAGCUCGGGUGUUUUUCAUUGGCACAAGGACAAAAUGUAA